This is a messenger RNA of Mucor velutinosus, 1581 nucleotides long. RefSeq lists its product as uncharacterized. Bases 1 to 1581 code for a protein of 526 amino acids. Gene Ontology annotation, biological process: L-serine catabolic process; L-threonine catabolic process. NCBI's taxonomy places the organism in Eukaryota, Fungi, Mucoromycota, Mucoromycetes, Mucorales, Mucoraceae. Gene Ontology annotation, molecular function: threonine deaminase activity; pyridoxal phosphate binding; L-serine ammonia-lyase activity. The transcript has 4 exons. The record is from RefSeq and is a predicted model, not a curated record.
AUGAGAUUCUCAACUACCACCAACACUUCCCCUGCUCUCAAUACGGGCAAUGAGCCUGAAGCUCCUGAACAUCCUGACUAUUUGCGCAUGAUCUUGACAGCUCGUGUCUAUGACAUUGUAAAAGAAACUCCACUCCAAGAAGCUGUUAACCUUAAUGCAAAAAUCGGGUCCAAGAUCUACCUCAAGCGUGAGGAUUUGCAGCCUGUAUUUUCUUUCAAGAUUCGCGGUGCUUACAAUCGUUUGGCUCACCUGACGGACGAGGAAAAGAAGCGAGGUGUCAUUGCUUGCUCUGCUGGUAAUCAUGCUCAGGGGGUUGCCAUCUCAGCUCAGAAACUAGGCAUCAAGGCCAAGAUUGUUAUGCCUGUGCCCACUCCUGCCAUUAAAUGGCGAAAUGUAGCAAGACUUGGUGCUGAGGUCGUUUUGUUUGGAAAUGAUUUUGACGAGGCCAAGAAGGAGUGCGCUAGACUGACUGCUGAAGAGGGCCUGCUGGAUAUUCCCCCCUUUGACGAUCCUUACGUAAUUGCUGGCCAGGGCACCAUUGGUAUGGAAAUCCUGAGACAACAUGAUGUAAGUAAGAUCUCUACCAUCUUCAUCCCCAUCGGCGGUGGUGGUUUGAUCGCCGGUAUCGGUAGCUAUGUCAAGCGCAUUGCUCCUCACAUCAAAAUCAUUGGCGUGGAAACGCAUGACGCUUGUGCCAUGAAGCAAAGUUUGAAGGCCGGAGACCGUGUGUUGCUCAAUGAAGUGGGUCUAUUUGCUGAUGGUGCUGCUGUACGUAUGGUUGGUAAAGAAAACUAUCGUUUGGUCACUAGCUUCAUUGACGAUGUUGUGCUUGUGAAUAAUGACGAAGUGUGUGCUGCUAUCAAGGACGUAUUCGAAGAUACUCGAUCUGUCUGUGAGCCUACAGGUGCUCUUGCGUUAGCUGCUAUCAAGAAAUACCUCCACGCUCAUCCCGAAGCUAAAGAUGAUGUCCAUGUAGCCAUUGUUUCUGGCGCCAAUGUCAACUUUGAUCGUCUUCGAUUUAUUGCCGAAAGAGCCGAAUUGGGUGAAAAGACGGAGGCUUUCUGUACAGUUAUCAUUCCCGAGAGACCAGGCAGCUUUAUGAAGAUGAUGAGUAAAGUGCACCCCCGUGCUGUUACCGAGUUUUCGUAUCGCUUCUCGGAUCCUAAUGAAGCUCACAUUUACAUCUCAUUCAAGGUCAAGAAUCUGGAGACUGAGGUCAAGGAAAUCUUGGACGGAUGGAGUGCAGAGGGGUUUCGUGGUAUUGAUGUGAGCGACAAUGAGCUGGCCAAAUGUCAUGCGCGUUAUAUGGUCGGUGGUAGUCGACCUGUCAAUGAACGUGUGUUCAGAUUCAUAUUCCCUGAACGUCCCGGCGCAUUGACCCGAUUCUUGGAAGGAUUAGAUUCUACUUGGAAUGUUUCCUUGUUCCAUUACCGUAACCAUGGCGACGACAUGGGUAAAGUCUUCUUGGGUGUUCAAGUGCCUCCUGAGGAAUCAGAGCAGUUCAACGAGUAUCUGGUGAGACUUGGCUAUCAAUACAUUGAAGAGACAGACAAUGUGGUAUAUAAAUCAUUUUUGGGUUAG